This is a messenger RNA of Raphanus sativus (radish), 504 nucleotides long. RefSeq names its product B3 domain-containing protein At5g26805. The transcript has a single exon. Bases 34 to 504 code for a protein of 156 amino acids. NCBI's taxonomy places the organism in Eukaryota, Viridiplantae, Streptophyta, Magnoliopsida, Brassicales, Brassicaceae. The record is from RefSeq and is a predicted model, not a curated record.
AAGACUUAUAGCUCACUUGCAGCUACUACAAAGAUGAUCAAAACAAUGUUCUACACCUUCUUUCGAACAAAACACCAAGAAGAAAACGCCAACAAUGAUCAAAUACUUCCUCAAGAAAUCGACAUCCGUCCCAUAACUCCUUGUCCUUGGGAUAUCAUCAAAACCCUAUCUCCCCUCGAAGUCGGGUACAGAGGCAGACUCCAACUUCCAAUGGUGUAUAUCCAGGCUACUAUACUGAGACACAUACCAGAUCUCAUGUCUAAAACACAUAUGAAGAUUGGUCAUUUCGCUUUAAAGGUGAAGGAUCUCGAUACAAACACAGUCCACACUGUUUCAUUCUGGAAGGUCAUUCAAGAAGAUAAUUUUUCGACGCGUGAAACCUGGAUCAAAGAAUUUGUGAAGAGGAGGAGUCUUGAGCCUGGCAUGGUUGUUGGUAUGUAUUGGGAUUUUAACGUUACCAUGCUUUGUUUCUCGGUGUUGGAAAUGAAGGGCGUGGAUGAAUAG